Molecule: messenger RNA, 981 nt
Organism: Spodoptera frugiperda (fall armyworm)
Lineage: Eukaryota; Metazoa; Arthropoda; Insecta; Lepidoptera; Noctuidae
Product: serine/arginine repetitive matrix protein 1-like
Exons: 1
Coding region: 1-981 (326 amino acids)
Source: RefSeq, a predicted model, not a curated record
AUGUUUGCGGUUCACUGCAAACUGGGUGUGGCCCGCGUCGCGCUGCGGGGGCUCGGUGCGGUACUGGGCGUCGGCGCGGCGCGUGUCGGCGGCGCCCUCCGGCUCGCCGGCGCCCUCGCUGGCGCCCUCCUCGUCCGACGACGGCGGCUUCCUCCCGCGCCUCCGCGCCCCGCUGCGGCCAUCGGCCGCGCCGCCGCUGUUCCGCGCGUCGUCGCCGGCGCUGGCGCUGCACUGGCCGCCGUGGCCGCCGUGGCCCCCGUGGGCGGCGGCCUGGACCCCUGGUCUCCGCUGCACGUGUCUGACCUCAGCUCCGUGCCCUUCCCGAGUUCUGCCGACGGCUCAUUCCCCACGCCUCCGUCUCCGUUCCGCCUCCGCUCGCUGCGGCAGAGCGCCCACGACCCGCUGCGCGCCGCCACCGGGCCGCUCGCCCGGCCCCGCGCCCGGCCGCUGCCGCGCCACGCUCGGCCGCGAGCAGUCGCGGACUUGCCGCCGCCUCCGCACGAAGCAUCGCCUGAGAGUCGUUCCUCAUCCAGCGGGUUCGGCAGUAAGAACGCGUCGUCCUCGCAACACAACCGCAGCAGUAGGACGGGCAGCCUGGCGGAGUGGCGGCCGCCCCCGUACCGGCCCCCGCCGCCGGCGCCGCCGCCGCGGCCGGGCUCGGGCGAGGUGGGCGACGCGGGGUCGGUGGACGUGCACUACGAGUGGGACCGCGCCACGCGCACGCCCACUCCGUCGACUCCGGAGCGCACGCGCGCGCGCCCCUCGCGGGACGACGUGGAAGCUCGAGUGCGUGCUAUGAAAGAAGAGUUCCUCGAGUUCCGCAAGCGACAGGCGCUGCGGCGUCGCUCCCCGGAGCCCCUGGCGCCGCCCCCGCCGCUGUCGCCGCUGUCCCCGCUGUCCCCGCUGUCCCCGCUGUCCCCGCUGUCCCCGCUGGCCGCGCUGGCCCACUCGCCGGCCGCGCCCGCCGAGACUGUCUGCUGA